AAUAACAAUUUCAAACACGUGCAGCAAAAUGUACGCUCAGUCGGAUUGUAAUUAUUAUGUGGUAUACAAUACUAUUUUUAUGCACAUACGACGCAAUAAAAGUUAAGAAAUUUAAUAUUAUUAUGUUGUUUAUUAAUAUACGGCAAAAUAAUUGCUUAAAUCGAAAGCGCUAUUUUUAUAUGAAACUUUUGUGGUACAUCAACAAAUUUGGUAUACUCAACAGAAUAACGCAAGUUCAAUCUACUCAUCUGUCCUUUACAACAAAAAAACGCAAAAAUAUGUCAAGAACCAAAAGAGCUAGGACCGCAAGAGUGACAAGGAUGGAUAGAUCUUCAAAAAUUAUUAAAGAUGGCAUUUUUACAAAUUUUUUGUCAUUUUGCGUUGUACGACCGUAUAACUGCGGAGUGACGAUAUAUAUGGCUACUUCUCAGGUGUCAAAAAGUACGGGUACUUCUAGAAGGGCUAGAAGGGACAUGGGACAAAAGGCGUUAGAUAAGGUUUUGCCUCUAGGGCCCCAGAAAAGCAUUAAUUGCACCCACUCUUCCCUUCACUUAGGGUAUAUGGCAAUGGAAUAUGGCAAGCUUAUGAUAAAUCUUUAUUAAUAAAUUUUGCUACAAUGCCACCAAUAUCUCCAUCAUGCAGAACUGAUUUUGAAAAAGUACACCUCGGUAUCAAAAAUUUUGAGUUGUGGGCUUUAAAGAUACUAGAUUCAUCUGCUUUCUUAUCUUCUGGAAUUUUAAAUGGAAAUUUGAAUCAAUAUGGAGAUUUUGAUCAAUGUUUAGAAAACGGUAACGAGGAAAAUAGUAUGAGAACUCAGUAUUGUUUAGCACAUCUGCAGCUAAAUUCUAAAUAUCAAAAAUCGGAAGAGCUGGAUAACGUAUUAAAUCUCGUAAAAUCAUAUGAGGCAUUUAAAAGUGAUUUCGAUGACGUGGGUCAUAGAAUACCAAGAUUUUCUCUGAUUAAUUGGGGUAUUUGCGUACCAGCAAGUUGUUCACCUGAGGAUAUCAAAUAUUCUUUAUCUACCUAUUUGAAAAAUUUUACAAAGUCAAUGAAUUUUGAUUUUGAUGUUAGAAUUCAGAAAUCAAUGUGCCACAACAACGAUCCUGCAGAUUGGAAUUUUUCGUUUGUAUUUGUGACUUCCUUCUUCACAUUCAUGAUUUUCGUUGCAACAAUGUCAACAUUCUAUGAUUUGACUAGAGGAAUCAACAAAAGUAAGUUAUAG
Messenger RNA from Condylostylus longicornis, 1222 nucleotides. RefSeq names its product nose resistant to fluoxetine protein 6-like. Lineage: Eukaryota; Metazoa; Arthropoda; Insecta; Diptera; Dolichopodidae. The record is from RefSeq and is a predicted model, not a curated record. The transcript is spliced from 5 exons. Bases 617 to 1222 code for a protein of 201 amino acids.